This is a messenger RNA of Cantharellus anzutake, 408 nucleotides long. RefSeq lists its product as uncharacterized. The record is from RefSeq and is a predicted model, not a curated record. The transcript has a single exon. NCBI's taxonomy places the organism in Eukaryota, Fungi, Basidiomycota, Agaricomycetes, Cantharellales, Hydnaceae. The annotation marks the transcript as partial.
AUGGCCAAACUGGCAGAUCUCUCUGAGGAGAUAUACAACUGUUGUGUCAACUCCUGCUGUGCUUUUACUGGGACUUAUAGUGACCUAGACCUGUGCCCCUACUGCCAUGAACCUCGUUAUAAUGAAUCCGGUGCUCCAUGCCAACUCUAUCGCUACACUCCCCUUCUGCCACAUGUCCAGUCAAUGUACCUAAACAAGACUAUGGUCCAUCAACUCUCUUAUCGAUCAAAAUACAAGGCGAUUCCUGGAGAAAUAAACGAUGUUUUUGAUGGCAGUAACUACCAGAGCCUUUUGGGGGAAAAAGUGGAAAACAAUGGAACCCCUCUCUCUCAUAAGUGUUUUAGCGACCCUCGCGAUGUGGCAAUCGGUCUUAUGAUAGAUGGCUUUCAUAUAUUCAAGCGUCAGCGC